GAUUUGGCUUUGUGUGAGAAUGAAAUUCUGGAAAGUGUUGGGGUUUUGGAAGCGGCAUAGACUUUAGUCUGCUAUGCUCACCAUCACAUAUGUGGUACCCCCUCGCCUGCUAAUGAAAUGGGCUUAACGAGUGAAUCCUUUGCAUUCCAUAGCCUUAGGGAAGACUUACUUUUAAUUAGAUUUUUUUCAUAUAAUAUAUUCUGAUCAUGGUUCCCCUUUUCCAAAAAUUCCUCCUAGGUCUUCCCCCAGCUCCUCAUCCACCAGAAUCCAUACCCUUUCUUUCUUAUUAGAAAACAAACAGGCAUCUAAAAACCUCAAAUAAAAGCCAAAACAGGCUGGACGUGGUGGCGCCCGCACGCCAUUCAUCCCAGCACUCGGGAGGCAGAGGCAGGUGGAUUUCUGAGUUCAAGGCCAGCCUGAUCUACAGAGUGAGUUCCAGGACAGCCAGGGCGACACAGAGAAACCCUGUCUCUAAAAACCAAAAAAAAAAAAAACAGUAUAAGACAAAAUAAACAGAAAAAACACACAUAAACACAGUUAGAGAGACACACAUUCUCACACACAGAAAUUCCAUGAAAACACAAAAUCAGACAGACACAUACACACACAAGAAUAUAUAUAUAUGCGUGCAUGCAUGCAUGCAUGCAAGCAAAAGACCUAUAAGGUUAAAAAAAUAAAACCCAAACCAACCAACCAACCAACCAAAAAACAAUGUCUGAAUUAUUUGUAACAAAACAAAACAACUCCCAAAAUACCUUCGAGUUUGUUUUCUGUGUCCUUAAGUGUGGUUUGUAUGCCUAGUGAGACAGUAGGACCCUUUGCUUGUUGGUUUCUUCCAUGCUCACAUGACUCCCAGGAGGCCACCGUGGGUAGGGAGAUUACAUGUUGGAAGUGAUUAGAAUAGCCAGAAAUGCCUUUUGAAGAGUAAAUCCAUCCCCUAAGGAGUCUUCCAAUUUGGCAUGGGUAUAGAGAUGUUUAUGAAAGAUAGUAUUGUAGCAAGUAGAGGAAUGGGCUCUUAAUUCUCUGCUGUCAGUAUGUUCAGACUUAGGAAUCGACUCCUUUGGUUAAAUUCUCUACAUUGUAACUCCCUCAUCAGGGAAAUGAAGAUGAUGCAUAAUCCUACCUUUUUGAGGUGCCUUGGAGGCUGAGCUGAGCAUGGCGAACACACAGGGCUGGGUGCCUGGGUCCUGAGUUUUCAUCACUUUCAUUGUUCAUUAUUUUUGUUGUUACUGUUGUCAUUUUCUGAUAUGGUCAUGCUUCUUGCCCUCCAACUUAGUUUUCGAAGGUAAGAUACAUAGAGACAUGGUAUUGAUGUUUUCAGUCAUUUAGCAAAUAGUUGAGGUAAUGCAAGGUAAUGAUGAUAUUUUUAUACUAUGACUUUAUGUGGAAGUCAAAGGAAGCAAGCGCUUCCUAACAGUAAGCGAGUCUGUCGGCGUGUGGCAUGGUCUCAUUACUACUUACCGUUUUGUGCUAAGCUGUCGGCGGGUGGCAUGGUCUCAUUACUACUUACCCACUCUGUGCCAGACAAGGGGUAAGCGGAAUCAUUGCUUUUCUUUUUCUUCUUCUUCUUCUUUUUUGUUAUUUUGUUUUUGUUUUUGAGGUCUUACUGUGUAGUGGGCUUGGAAUCCAUGUCCCUCUGCUUCCAAAAUGCUGAGACUAAAGGUGUGUGCUACCAGCUGGGCGUGGUGGUACACGCCUUUGAUCCCAGCACUCGGGAGGCAGAGGCAGGUGGAUUUCUGAGUUCGAGGUUAGCCUGGAAGCCUGGUCUACAAAGUGAGUUCCAGGACAACCAGGGCAAUACAGAGAAACCCUAUCUUGAAAAAACAACAAAAAAAGGUGUGUGCUACCAUACCUAGUAAUCAUUUGGUUUCUUGAGACGGUCUCAUGGAGCCCAGGUUGGCUUUGAACUCUCUAUGAAGCCAAGAUUGGCUUUGGACUACUGAUCCUCCUGCUGCCAUAUCUCAAGUGUGUGCCAUCAUGCUGAGCUUAUUUCUUAUUUUUCAAGAGUACUAGCUUCAGGCUGGAGAGAUGGCUUGGCCCUUAAGAGUAUGUGCUGCUUUUCUGAGGACCUAAGUUCAGCUCCCAGCUCUGUGUCAGGCAGCCUCAGAGGAUCUGAUACUUCUUUGACCUCUACAGGUACCUAUAGAUAUACUCCGCAAUACACACAAAUACACAGAGUUAAUAGAACUUUGUAAGAAUUAAAAGACAGUAGUAGUUCCCAACCCUGGACACACGGUGGAAUCCUGUAAAAAGGAAAAAGGCUAAACAAAACUGUGUCUCACCUCAGAUUGUGGAAACCAGAAUUGUAGACGCGUAGCGAGUAUUUAGAUGCUUCCAGCUAUUUCUGGUGUGUUCCAGGAUUGAUGUAUAAUAUGUAGUACCUUGUGAAUUUGAUGGCUACAGUUGUGGAUCGCCAGCCUGUCUGUGACUCAGAAUCCGGUAAAGAAGUAGAAAGGGCUUCUUCUGAGGGACUGGGGGAACUGAGGGAAGGAGGCUACCUUCCCUUCCGUACCUUUAGAAACAUUUUUCUAAGAAAAUUCAGUGUCAAGUAGAAAUAAUAAAAGAUGGCUUAAGAGCCAGUGAGAUGGCUCUGUGGGUAAAGGCGCCUACUGCAGAGCCUGAUUACUGGAGUUGGAUCCCUGGAUCUCCAAGGUGGAAAGAGAGAACUGAGUCCUAGUGAUCCUCCAACUUUCACAUUUGUGCCAUGGUGUGGUGCAUCCACACAAAAUAAACAAUGGUCUGUAUAAAACACCUCCUGCCGAGGAAAUAUGUUAUCAGAGGCACAUGAAACUUUACCAUCACAAACAGCAAAGGAUGAGAACAACUUGGCUAUUUGCAUUGUUCAAGUAAUGAGUUGGGGCAUAGCAUUGUGUGAACUUAGUUCUGGAAGCCCGAGCUGUCUUCAGACAACAGUUGGUCACAUGCCAGAGAGACAUUGCCAUUGCUUGUUCUCUCUCUCUCUCUCUCUCUCUCUCUCUCUCUCUCUCUUUUCAAAAUGAGGUCUUAAUCUAUAAUGCAGGCUAAACUGGAACUUGUCCUGAGGAACUACAUUCUAGGCAUGUGAACACCUUGUCAGGAAGAGAAAUAAUUCCUUAACCUACGCAUUUCUUUGGAUGCUUGCUUUUGUUAAACUUUUUGGUUGUAGUUUUUAAAAAAUUCUUUGAUAGUUUCAUACAUGUCUGUAAUGUAUUUUGAUCAUAUUUACCUCCAUUACUCUCUUAUCCCUCUGGAUCCCUUCUUUCCAGUACGUCCGUCCUCUUUGAAUGUCUUUUCUUUUUAAAUAACCCACUGAGUUUAAUGAGUGUUGCUUCUGUGUGCACAAGUGUGAGCUUAUUCACUAGAUUUUUGGCAAUUUACUAGUGGUGACAUCCCUAAAGUCCCCUAUCUAGCAGUUUGACUGCCAGGGACAAGGCCUUUUGAGUACCUUUCCCCUCUCCAUGUUAGGAUGUUGACGGGCUUGAUUGUAUGCAGGGCUUAUGUCUUAAGUCACUUUUUCUAUUGCCGUGAAGAAACCAAGGCAACUCUUAUAAAAGAAAGCAUUUAAUUGGGCCUGGCUUACAGUUUAAACGUGUUUAGUCCAUUAUCGUCAUGGUGGGAAGCAGACUGACGUGAUGAUGGAACAGUAGCUGAGCACUGAUCCAGAGGCUACAGGGAGGGGCUUUUGAAACCUCAAAGGCCAUCCCCAGUGACACACCUUCACUUAUUAGGCCAUACCUUCCUAACCCUUCCCUCAACAGCCUACCAACUACGGACUAGACAUUGAAAUAUAUGAGCUUAUGGGGUCCAUUCUUAUUCGAACCACCACAUCUUGCAAAGGUAACCAUAGUUGCUUUGAGUUCGUGAAUGCAAUGGCCAUGUUGUGUCUAGGAAACAGUGUUUCACAAUAUUCAAUUCCUUCCACUAGCACUUAUGUUUUUCAUCUCCUUCUGUGAUGUUCCCUGGGCUUUGGAGCAGUUUAGAGGUGUUCACGUAAACACAACUUCCCCACAUCAAGUCCCACCUUGCUGAUUAAGGGCAUGUUUACAACAUUUGGAAUGGAGCAGUGUCGGAGGGAUGACUAUGACCCUGACUCAAGCCUAGAAUUCAGUGAAGAAGAGAUCUACCAACAGUUCCUAGACUUCUAUUAUGAUGUCCUGCCUGAAUUCAAGAGUGUGGGAAAAGUGAUUCAGUUUAAGGUCAGCUGCAACCUGGAACCUCAUCUGAGGGGCAAUGUGUAUGUUCAGUACCAGUCGGAAGAAGACUGUCAAGCAGCCUUUUCUGUUUUUAAUGGACGAUGGUAUGCAGGACGACAGCUCCAGUGUGAAUUCUGCCCAGUGACCCGGUGGAAAAUGGCAAUUUGUGGCUUAUUUGAAGUCCAGCAGUGUCCAAGAGGAAAGCACUGCAACUUUCUUCACGUGUUCAGAAAUCCCAACAAUGAAUAUAGGGACGCUAAUAGAGACCUCUACCCGUCUCCAGAUUGGACUAGCUCCUCCUUCGGUAAGAAUUCAGAGAGGAGGGAAAGGGCCAGUCACUAUGAUGAAUACUAUGGCAGGUCAAGGAGGAGGAGGAGGAGCCCGAGUCCCGACUUCUACAAGAGAAAUGGCGAGUCUGACAGGAAGAGCAGUAGCAGACACAGGGUGAAGAAAUCUCACAGAUAUGGAAUGAAGAGUCGUGAGAGGCGCAGUUCACCCAGUAGAAGAAGAAAGGACCACAGUCCGGGCCCCUGGAGCCAGAGCAGGAGGAGCCACCGCAGCAGGAGUCGCAGUCGCAGCCGCAGCCGCAGCCGCAGUCGGACCCGUAGCCGAAGCCGGGGCCGGGGCCGGAGCAGGAGCCGGAGCCGGAGCAGGAGCAGGGGCCGGAGCAGGAGCAGGGGCCGGGGCAGCGGCAGGGGCAGGGGCAGGGGCAGGGGCAGGGGCAGGAACCAGAGCAGGAGUUGGAGUCAAAGCCGGAGCCGGAGUAGUAGCUCGUCAAGGUCCAGAAGUCGUGGCAGGAGGUCAGGUAGUAGAGACAAAACCACCCAGAGUCCCAAAUCUAAAUAAACUUGGUUGUUUUUAAA
This is a messenger RNA of Mus musculus (house mouse), 5035 nucleotides long. RefSeq names its product zinc finger (CCCH type), RNA binding motif and serine/arginine rich 2 (gene Zrsr2). The transcript has 5 exons. The record is from RefSeq and is a predicted model, not a curated record. Gene Ontology annotation, biological process: mRNA splicing, via spliceosome. Lineage: Eukaryota; Metazoa; Chordata; Mammalia; Rodentia; Muridae. Gene Ontology annotation, molecular function: metal ion binding; nucleic acid binding; RNA binding. Gene Ontology annotation, cellular component: nucleus; U2AF complex. Bases 4017 to 5018 code for a protein of 333 amino acids.